AUGGGAGAAACCGUCAACGUUAGUACGAAUGGUGCACAACACGCCAACUCCACUGCGGACCCGUCGGCCCUUGCUGCCAACCCAGACGACAAACCCCCUAUACCGGGGCCCGAUCGAAGGGACGUCAAGGAAGCGCUGCGUGCAAAAGUAGCCGUCGACGAAAAGUCGUCACCGUCAUCCACGGCGGUAGAUGACAAGCCAGCCUGCUCCCAUCCGCACACGCUCUCGGCCGAGCACGUCGCUCGUCAGCUCGCCACCGACACCAGCGAUGGUCUGAACGACGACGAGGUCGCCUCCCGGCUUGCCCGGGACGGCCCGAAUGCCAUCAAGGGGGCUAAAGGCCCGUCCGUCUGGGAAAUCUUCCUCCAGCAGGUCGCCAACGCCCUGACAGUGAUCCUCAUCGCCGUCGCCGGCCUCUCCUUCGGCAUCGGCGACUUCAUUGAGGGCGCCGUCGUCGUGGCCGUCAUCCUCCUCAACAUCGUUGUCGGCUUAAUCCAGGACUACCGUGCCGAGCAGACCAUCCAGUCCCUCUACGCCCUGUCUACGCCCAAGUGCAACGUCGUCCGCAACGGCCAGGCCGAGACGGUCCAGGCCGAGACGCUCGUCGUCGGCGACGUCGUCUCCCUCGUCACCGGCGACGUCGUGCCCGCCGACCUGCGCCUCGUCCAAGGCAUCAACUUCUCCACCGACGAGGCCCACCUCACGGGCGAGUCGGUCGCCAUCAGCAAGAAGCCCGACGCCGUCCUCGCCGACGCCGACAUGCCCGUCGGCGACCGUGUCAACCUCGCCUACUCGGGCAGCUCCGUCACCCGCGGACGCGCCACCGGCAUCGUCGUCUCGACCGGCAUGGACACCGAGGUCGGCCAGAUCGCCGAGAUGCUGCGCAGCAAGCCACGGGUCCGGCGCGGCGACGACGCCGUCACGAGAGUCCUCUUCGGCGCCUACCACAGCCUCCGCGGCAUCCUCGGCCUCGAGGGAACCCCUCUACAGGUGACCCUCUCCAAGUUUGCCCUCCUCCUCUUCACCCUCGCCAUCCUUCUCGCCGUCAUCGUCUUCUCCGCGAGCCUCUGGGACAUCACCGACGACGUGCUGCUCUACGGCAUCUGCGUCGGCGUCGCCGUCAUCCCCGAGUCGCUCCUCGCCGUCCUCACCGUCACCAUGGCCGUCGCCACCAAGGCCAUGGUCAAGGGCCACGUCAUCGUCCGCCAGAUGCCCUCCCUCGAGGCCGUCGGCGGCGUCACCAACAUCUGCUCCGACAAGACCGGAACCCUGACGCAGGGACGCAUGAUCACCCGCAAGGUCUGGCUUCGCGAGGACCUCGUCGGCUCCGUCGACGACACCGCCGAUCCCUACGACCCGAGCAGCGGCGUCGUCUCCUGGACCGCCUCCCUCGCCGACACCUGCUUCGAAGCCUUCCUCAACGCCCUCGUCCUCUGCAACAACGCGACCGUGACGGACGGCAAGAAGGAGCCCGAGACGGACUCGAGCAGCGUCACGACGGCCUUUGAGCCUGCCGAGUGGAAGGCCGUCGGCGAGCCGACCGAGAUCGCGCUCAAGGUCUUCGCCUUGCGCUUCGGCAGGAACAAGACGUCGUCGGAUCGCUUCGUCGCCGAGCACCCAUUCGACUCGUCCUGCAAGCUCAUGAGCGUCGUCUACGACGGCCCAACCGACGGCCGCCGCUUCGUCCACACAAAGGGCGCCGUCGAGGUCAUGCUGCCCAAGCUCGAUGAGACGGACCAGCUCAAGCAGGCCAUCCACGACGAGGCCGAGGCCAUGGCUGCCGACGGCCUGCGCGUCCUCUGCAUCGCCAACAAGGUCAUGGGGGACCGUCCGGAGGACGACGUGCAGGACCGCGCCAAGGUCGAGUGCAACCUGCGUUUCCUGGGCCUCGCCGGCCUCUACGAUCCGCCUCGUCCCGAGACGGCCGAGGCCGUGCGUCGCUGUCGCGAGGCCGGAAUCUCCGUCCACAUGGUCACGGGCGACCACGUCAAGACGGCGACGGCCAUCGCCCACGAGGUCGGCAUCCUGUCCAAGAAUGCCAUGCCGACGGCCCGAAACGUCGUCAUGUCGGCCGCCGAGUUCGGAAGCUUGACCGACGACGAGGUCGACGCCCUCGAAUCGCUUCCGCUCGUCAUCGCCAGGUGCAGCCCCCUGACCAAGGUCAGGGUCAUCCAGGCGCUGCACCGCCGCAAGGCCUUUUGCAUUAUGACGGGCGACGGCGUCAACGACUCGCCGGCGCUGAAGCAGGCCGACGUGGGCAUCGCCAUGGGCGAUCGAGGCAGCGAUGUGGCCAAGCAGGCGUCCGACAUGGUCCUCACCGACGACAACUUUGCCUCCAUCGUCACGGGCAUCCAGGAAGGCCGACGGCUGGCCGACAACAUUCAAAAGUUCCUCCUGCACCUGCUCACGUCGAACCUGGCGCAGGUCGUUCUGCUGCUGAUCGGGCUCGCCUUCAAGGAUGACGAGGGUAUUCCCGUCUUCCCCCUCUCCCCGCUCGAGAUUCUCUGGGCCAACCUCGUGACCUCGUCGCCGCUCGCUCUCGGCCUCGGCCUCGAGGAGGCGCAGCCGGACAUUCUCCAGCGUCCCCCUCGAAGCCUCAAGUCGGGCGUCUUCACCCUCGAGCUCGUGCGAGACCAGCUCGUGUACGGCACGCUCAUGGGCUCGCUGUGUCUAACGUCGUUCAUGCUCGUCGCCUACGCCGCCUCCGGCGACGGUUACCACCCUCUGCCUCAUGGCUGCAACGACGGCAGCGCCGGUGACGGCCUGUGCCACGGCGUCUACCAAGCCCGUGCGACGACCUUUGCCACCCUGAGCUUCCUGCUUCUCGUCACCGCCUGGGAGGUGAAGCACUUCCGACGCAGCCUCUUCGCCAUGGAUGAGCGGUGGGCGGGGCCCUGCUCCGUCUUCAAGACCGUCUACCACAACCGCUUCCUCUUCUGGGCCGUGGUCGCUGGCUUCCUCGUCACCUUUCCCAUCGUCUACAUACCCUACCUCAACACCAUUGUCUUCAAGCACGAGGGGCUCACAUGGCAAUGGGGCGUCGUUUUCGGAUGCGUCGCUAUAUACGUUGCGCUCGUCGAGGCAUGGAAGGCCGUGAAGAGAAGGUUGAGGUUGAGCGUCGACUGGCGGUCGUCAAACCCAACCGUCGAACAGGUGUGA
Messenger RNA from Drechmeria coniospora, 3159 nucleotides. Its product is annotated as calcium-transporting ATPase 3. Bases 1 to 3159 code for a protein of 1052 amino acids. Lineage: Eukaryota; Fungi; Ascomycota; Sordariomycetes; Hypocreales; Ophiocordycipitaceae. Gene Ontology annotation, cellular component: plasma membrane. The transcript has 3 exons. Gene Ontology annotation, molecular function: P-type calcium transporter activity; ATP binding; ATP hydrolysis activity. Gene Ontology annotation, biological process: intracellular calcium ion homeostasis; calcium ion transmembrane transport. The record is from RefSeq and is a predicted model, not a curated record.